AUGCCCUUCUCCAAGACCGGACAGCCUUCAGAGGAAUGGCAACAGUUUUUGAGAGAUCGAAGCCUCACGUUAACGUCGACUACUUUGACCGCUGCUAUUACCAAACGCCAAGCCGAGAAAGGGCUGGCAAGCUUCCUGGAAUAUGGAGCUAUUGACAGAGCGCCUGAGGAGCGGAAGCGUGGAAUUACAAUUUCUACCUCCCAUAUUGAGUAUUCGACCGACAAAAGACAUUACGCGCACGUCGACUGUCCUGGCCAUGCUGAUUACAUCAAGAACAUGAUUACGGGUGCCGCAAACAUGGAUGGUGCUAUUGUCGUUGUUGCUGCUGCUGACGGCCAAAUGCCUCAAACACGUGAGCAUUUGCUCCUUGCCCGACAGGUCGGUGUCCAAAAGAUCGUCGUUUUCGUGAACAAAGUCGACGCCCUUGAGGACAAGGAGAUGUUGGAGCUUGUCGAGUUAGAAAUGAGAGAGCUCUUAAACACCUACGGAUUCGAGGGUGAAGAGACACCCAUCAUCUUUGGUUCUGCCCUUUGCGCCAUGGAAGGCCGUGAGCCUGAGUUGGGAGAGAAGAAAAUUGAUGAAUUGCUGGAGGCUGUUGAUACUUGGAUCCCCACACCACAACGUGAUACCGAAAAACCUUUCUUGAUGUCCGUUGAAGAAGUAUUCUCUAUCUCCGGCCGUGGAACCGUUGCCUCCGGCCGUGUUGAGCGCGGAGUCCUCAAGAAGGAUUCAGAAGUCGAGCUAAUUGGGGGCGGCUCCACCCCCAUCAGGACGAAGGUAACUGAUAUCGAAACUUUCAAGAAAUCCUGUGACGAGUCUAGAGCUGGGGACAACUCCGGUCUUUUAUUGCGUGGUAUCAAGCGUGAAGAUAUCCGCCGUGGUAUGGUAGUUGCCGUUCCUGGCAGCGUCAAGGCCCACGACAAGUUCUUGGUGUCGAUGUAUGUCCUGACCGAAGCUGAGGGUGGUCGCCGAACCGGAUUCGGCCAGAACUAUCGUCCUCAAAUGUUCAUCCGCACAGCUGACGAAGCCGCCCAUUUCAGCUUCCCUAGUGGAGCAGAUGAAAGCAAACUCGUUAUGCCUGGUGACAACGUCGAGAUGAUCCUCCAGACACACCGCCCCGUGGCUGCUGAAGCCGGCCAGCGAUUCAACAUCCGUGAGGGAGGCCGCACUGUCGCGACCGGCCUUGUCACGCGUGUCUUGGAGGAAUAG
Molecule: messenger RNA, 1209 nt
Organism: Histoplasma mississippiense
Lineage: Eukaryota; Fungi; Ascomycota; Eurotiomycetes; Onygenales; Ajellomycetaceae
Product: elongation factor Tu
Exons: 4
Coding region: 1-1209 (402 amino acids)
Biological process (GO): mitochondrial translational elongation
Cellular component (GO): mitochondrion
Molecular function (GO): GTPase activity; GTP binding; translation elongation factor activity
Source: RefSeq, a predicted model, not a curated record